Coniosporium apollinis CBS 100218 is the source of this 1779-nucleotide messenger RNA. RefSeq lists its product as uncharacterized. The transcript has 4 exons. NCBI's taxonomy places the organism in Eukaryota, Fungi, Ascomycota, Dothideomycetes. The record is from RefSeq and is a predicted model, not a curated record. The coding region runs from base 1 to 1779 and encodes 592 amino acids.
AUGUUGCUCUUCGCAUUAUGGGCCGUUGCCACCCUCUUCACCACCGUUCGUACAGUGGGCGCUACGCCCUUGGUUGCUAGAGCACAGCAAACUCUGACCGCUGAUUUCGAAGAAGUCCCAACCACCCCCCUUGGGCUACCUGGUCUACUGACCCCUGUUCCGAAUGGCUAUAGAGGCCUCAACUGGGAGAAUUUGAACGCGGGGUCGAAGGGUCCGCUUCAGCGCAUUCUCCCCAAUGGACAAAAAUUCGCUACCGGUCCCGCCACAGGCGCCGCCCUGUCCAUCGCGCAACCGACUAGGUCCAUCGACCCGCAAUCCAUCUUCCUCGGCUGCUACGUCAUGAGUCUGCAGGGAAACGCUGCGUUGCCGCAGAAAUGUACUAUCAGGAUGACGGCAACAACCACUGCAGGCCGAAAGCUAACUCCUGUGGAUUUUCGAUACACUUUUGCGGUUGACGCCCUUGGGAUAGCUGUCAACCCUGAGCAGUUGCAAAAGUACCAGUUCCCAAGCUCCUGGAAGGGAAUCUCAAGGCUUGAUUUUUUGAUUACCGAAUCGGUAACCCCCUCGGCGGGAGGCGUGUCAGUUGCACGCCUCACGAUUGACGACGUAGUCUUUACCCAGCAUACCGCCGCUAAACGCAGAGUGGUGUUCGAACAAGGUGUCCCAACCGUUCCCUUGGGGCUGUCAAAUGCACUCCUUAACUCAGAGGUCCCUUCCGGCUACAAAGGCCUCGACUGGGUCGCGUGGAAGGGCGGCUCCAAGGCCCCCGCUCAACGGAUGAACCCGGACGGGGAGGUAUUUGCUUUAACUACUACUGGCAAAGCCGGCAUGCGCGCUAAGCAUCCGACUCGCUCGUUCGAUCCGCUAUCAAUCGGCGUUGGUUGCUUUACCUUCACGUUGCAGGGGAAUGGAAACCUGCCCCAACGAUGCACAAUGAGGGUGACGGCGACGGACUCGAGGGGUAGAAAGUUCGCUCCAGUCGAUCUCGAGUUUGAUCCGCCGUUGGAUGUCGGUGGACUGGGCCUGAAUUCCGAGACCCCGCAGCAAAAGUCCUUCCCAACCUCUUGGAAAGAUGUCACGGCGCUAGAUUUUGAGCUUGUUAGCUCGGUCUCUCCGGUGGUGGGGACUGUCUCUACGGUGGGCAUGGUGAUUGACAAUUUCAGGUUCCUCCAGCAUACCGCCGCCGCUGCUCGCGAAGUGGAGGUUAGUGCUAGGGCGCAGAUCCCAAGGGUUGCCGGUUUUGAAGGCCUCCCAGCAGUGCCCCUUGCGCUGUCGAGUUCCGCCCUCCCUAACCCUGUCCCAAACGGCUACAUGGAUCUGGACUGGGAGACCUUCCGCAUCGGCUCAAUUGGCCCUGCCCAGCGACUCAUUCCGAUAGGGGAGCGGCUCGCAGUGACCGGCACUACUACGACCGCUGCGAUCAAGGCCAGGGCUCCCACCCGCUUCUUCAGGCCCCAAUCAAUCGCUGUUGGCUGCUAUGUUUUCACCGCCCAAGGUAAUGGAGCUUUGCCGCAAAAGUGUACGAUUACUGUCACGGCGACCAACACAAGGGGCCAAAAGCUUUCACCAGUCGAUUUCGUGUUCGAUCCGCCCUUGGAUGUUGGUGGUGUGAGUCUCGCUACUACACCGCCACUGAAGAACAACUUCCCAAGCUCCUGGACAAGGGACGAUAUCGUCAGACUAGACUUCUCACUGAAGGAAGCAGUGACUCCGUCGGUUGCGGGUGUUUCCACUGCCGGCUAUGUAAUCGAUGAAUUCGCCUUCGUGCAGCACACCUAG